GCCCACACAAAGUACACGUACACACACCACACCCACAUCCGCUCUUUACAUAAUGAGGAGUGUCGGUAUCUCCUUACAGUUUUUAUUUCCAACUACCGUCUAGCUGGCUUGUUGCGGGUAACCAUGGCGGAAUACGGGGAACGCGCUAAGAAAAGCAGUCUGACGCACUUGGUGCAUUCCACGAUCGGGCUCGGAUUGUUGAAACCCGCGGAAACGGCCGUCUCCUCCAUUUUGAGCAGCCCUGAAGAAGACGGUAUGGCGGCUCGGCUCACCUUUUACUCCAAGACGAGUGCCGGGAGCGUGUCGAGUGAGAAAGCUGCACUGGACGUGGAAAGCGACGAUGGUCUAACCAGUCUCGAUACGGGAAAGAGGAGGAAUAAAGGACGCCUCCCUCACCAGCCCUCACAAGACGGCUCCGUAUUUGGAGAUGAAGUGGAGCACGUCACCAUGGGAGUCAAAAGAAUGGGGUCGGACACCGAACUCAUCGGAGUACAAGAAGCUCUCAAUUUCGUGGCUCAAAGUUCGUCAGUCUCAUCAACGCUGGGUGCCGUUGCAGUUCCGUCGGUUCGCGACAGGUCCAUGUCUCUCCAGCCUGCCGCCUCUGCCAUCAAGUUCUUCACAAAACCAAUAUCGUGGGAGGAAAAUGCGGUAGCAAACCAGCACAUAUUUCAUGAAGUUGACACUCGAGAAGCGUGCUACUUCACUGACUCAAUACACUGCCAGCAAGCCAAACUGUUUCACCAAACAAAGCGACAAAAGAUUCGUUGCUCAGCCUGCAAGGUCGUGGUACAUGUCACAUGUCAGGAGAAGCUUGAAGUUGACAGCAUCCACUGCAAGGAUACCUUCAGGGAAAUUCGACAAAAACUCAGAGACACGGUGGUUGUUCACCAUUUCUUGAACCGGCGGAAACCUGUCGGAAAAUCAAAGUGCAGCAAGUGUGACAAAGGCUUUGGCAACUGGAAGUUUAUGACUGGGAGGGAGGUGGUGGCAGUGAGUUGCUCGUGGUGUGGCGACAGCUACCACGUGGCGUGUUUCUCACCCACUCUGAACCAGGAGCCGUGUCACAUGGGUCCUCUGAGGAGACUCAUCAUACAGCCUUCCUGGAUCAUCAGGGUGCCUAAUGUGGACCGAGUCUGGAUUAGAGGGUUCCACUCUACCGCUAGCGGCAUCACAGGGAGACGAGUCACCCAAACCGUUCUCAGUAAGUCGACGGAAGACAAGGAAGAGCAGGAGAAGGAAGGUCGAACAGAGACCCAGCAAAUAUUCCAAAGUAAAAGCCUUCUCGAAGCAGCAUAAACCGCUGCUGGUG
This is a messenger RNA of Geodia barretti, 1309 nucleotides long. NCBI's taxonomy places the organism in Eukaryota, Metazoa, Porifera, Demospongiae, Tetractinellida, Geodiidae. The record is from the annotation of a GenBank genome assembly.